AGGCUUGGGGGCUCGUUAGGGCAGGUGCAUCAGUGGGGUUCGAUCGUGGCAGAGUAUGUGAAGAAAUGUGUUAUGGAAAUGGCGAAGAAAUGAAUGGUGAGCAAGACUUAUAAAAAUUUAAAAUGGCGAAGAUGAAGGCCUUGAGAAGUUGGAGGAAACUGUAAUAAGCACAAAGCAUAUUGCACUGACAGUUAAUGAAGAACUAGAUCUGCACACCAGACUUAUUGAUGACUUGGACUACCAUGUGGAUACUACAGACUCUAGGCUGCGGGUACAUUGAUAUGAUUUCCAAUCCUGAAGUAGCUGAUGUAUUUCGGAAGAGAGCAAAGAUUGUAUCAGAGUUAUGCAAGACAGUGGAAUCUUUUGGAUUUCUCGAAGUUGAAACUCCAGUUCUACAGGGAGCAGCUGGUGGAGCAGAAGCAAGACCAUUUGUUACCUACCAUAAUUCGCUAGGAAGGGAUCUUUAUUUGAGGAUAGCAACAGAGCUCCACUUGAAGAGGAUGCUGGUUGGAGGAUUUGAAAAAGUUUAUGAGAUUGGUCGAAUAUUCAGAAAUGAAGGGAUUUCAAAUCGUCACAAUCCAUAGUUUAAAGCAAUGAAAUGGAGCAUAAGAUUAAGGCCUGGAAGAUUUUUCACAGUUCCUGUAAGAUUGGAGGCUUUUUUAUUUCCUUCUUUCUUGGACUAGGAAACUUGAGACUUACAGUUUUUCUUAACUUACAAUUUGUCCUCUUAUUGGCAUGGAUAUCUGAACCCUCAUUUGUUUUUUAAUUUAGGAGGAACUGAGAGCACCGUAUA
Molecule: messenger RNA, 793 nt
Organism: Humulus lupulus (European hop)
Lineage: Eukaryota; Viridiplantae; Streptophyta; Magnoliopsida; Rosales; Cannabaceae
Product: lysine--tRNA ligase, chloroplastic/mitochondrial-like
Exons: 6
Coding region: 228-584 (118 amino acids)
Biological process (GO): lysyl-tRNA aminoacylation
Cellular component (GO): mitochondrion; cytosol; cytoplasm
Molecular function (GO): lysine-tRNA ligase activity; tRNA binding; ATP binding
Source: RefSeq, a predicted model, not a curated record